GUCUGAAAGCGAUUGGCACGAAAAUACAACGUGCAUCUUAAUAGCAGUUUGUACAAACCAACUGAGCGUUUCAAUCUUAGGUCGGUUGUGAAGCUUAUGCUUACCCAGCUGCGUGAAAAUGUCUGAAAAGAUAAACUAUGUGACUACACUGACACCUGAAAUCAUCGAGAAAGCCGAAAAGGAACUGUCGGAAGAUGAUCAUUUACGUACACAAAGCGUUUUGGCCCUCCGCGAGUGGGCUAAGAAACAACCUCAUUUGGAGUCGAUGCCGUUAGAUGCACAAUUUCUGUUGAAAUAUUUACGCGGAUGCAAGUUCAGUAUGGAAAAGACGAAAAAAAAGUUGGACAUGACGUUGACUUUGCGUACCGCUCUGCCGGAAUACUUCGGCGAUUGGGAUCCGAUGACUCCCGAGAAUCAACUCGUCCUUAGUAUGGGGGGUAUUCUACCGCUUCCAGGGUAUGACCAUCUAGGUCGUAAGGUGGUAGUGAACCGACCUGGAGUGAACAAUCCUGCUAAAUGUAAAUUUGAGGAUGUUCAACGUGUAGGUUUUAUGCUCAACGAAAUAAUGGCAGAUGAAGAUGAACAGAUGUUUAUCACUGGCCUUGUUGUUCUUAUUGACAUGGCAAACUUCACCAUGGGUCACAUGACGGCGAUGCCAAUGGCCGCAAUGAAGAAGCUGAUGCCUUGCUGGGAGGACGCCUCUCCCAUCCGUCCCAAAAGCUUGAACUACAUCCACACUUCGUCUAUUUUCAACACGAUUAAUAAUAUGAUGAGUAGCCUGAUGAAUGACAAAAUUAAACAAAGGAUGCGUGUCCAUGGAGAUGACAUGGAAUCCCUCUAUAAGGAAAUCCCUAAAAGCAUUUUGCCUACAGAUUACGGCGGUGAUAAUGUGUCACUUGAUGAGAUAACGGCUUAUUGGAAAAAGAAAUGCGAGGAUCGCCGUGAUUUUUUAAUUACGCAAUCUAAAAUCAAAUCGGACGAAUCUAAACGACCCGGGCGCCCAAAAACAUCCGAUGAACUAUUCGGUAUUGAAGGAUCUUUUCGCAAGUUGAACGUCGAUUAAAGGAAGACAAUUACGCGGGAUGAAGAACUUCGUGUCAUCAGGCAGAUUUAAAUGUGACGUUUUCUUAACUUGCACAGAAUUUCGAACCGUCUUUGUCACAGGUUUUGGUUUCAAGUCAUCCCGUCCGCUAAAUUGAACUCUGCUUUG
Molecule: messenger RNA, 1210 nt
Organism: Daphnia carinata
Lineage: Eukaryota; Metazoa; Arthropoda; Branchiopoda; Diplostraca; Daphniidae
Product: alpha-tocopherol transfer protein-like
Exons: 8
Coding region: 119-1063 (314 amino acids)
Cellular component (GO): membrane
Molecular function (GO): phosphatidylinositol bisphosphate binding
Source: RefSeq, a predicted model, not a curated record